AUGCCUGAGCAUCUCCCGCUCCCGACACCUCCGACCGGCCCCGCCAGCUCCGACGAAGACCAUGACCGUCUGAGAAUUCUAUCCCGCUCGCCGCAUCCGUAUCACAGGCUCAACACCGAACUCCUCGAGCCCUCCGACCGCUUCACCUACCCAGGGCCCACUGCGGCGGCCUCUGACGGGACUAUCGACGGGAAAACCGACGACUUGAACGCCUCAAACGCCUCGUCAUUAUCUGCACAGCCCUUUCCCGCAUUCGCACGAGACUCCCCGCUCACGAGCGAGAGCGGCACCGAAGCCGACGAUGAGCACUUCCUCAAGGGGCUACCCGCGCCCAAGGCGAAGUCCUCCAAGGGACUGAGAGGGAGGAACGAAGUGUUGUCGGGAACUUCGACGCCACUACCCUCUCCUGCGGUGCUGGAAGAGGAGGGUCGGAAAAAGAACCUGCAGGUUAGCCAUGUGGGCGGAUACGAGCGCAACAAGAGGAGUGCGGCGGACAGGGUGCGGCGCCGCAAAGAGCUGAUUCGGAGAGCGACCGAAGUGCUGCUUCUUGUGUGUCAGGGGGGCAUGGUGGCGUCUAACCCGGACGCACGGCUGUCUCUCCGAUUGUAUCACAGAGAGCUACUGGUUGUUGGUGGGGUAUUUUGCAGUCUUGCUGCGGCGUACCCUCUGAGGCUCAUCGCGUGGGCAUAUCGUCAGGGGAAACCCCAGAAGCGGGUGCCGAUCCGCGUUCCCUCCAGCUUCGAUCCCGCCCCAUUGCUCUACCCUCCUCUGGUGCCGCUCCUUGUCACGCUGCUCAUUGCGCGGAAUGUCCGUGGUGCUGUCAUACCGAGCCUGGUGCUGAGCAUCUCUACCCUCCCUAGGCCAUUGAUUCCCGGCGCGCGGCACUGGGAUUACUUUAACAGCACGCAUUGGUUGUUGUCAUGCGUCCCAUUUACCCUAGACGCACUUGUACCCACGACAGAAACGCUAUCACCAGACGAAAUCCCACGCGAGGUCCUCGUCUUGCUCUACCCGUUACACCAGACACUGUGUCUGGCCCUUCACCACCUUACUACAACGAGUCUGUUGGUUUCCGAGCUCCAGCUGCUCUCAGCCAGUCUCAUCAGCUUGCUUUUGCUUGCCAGUUCCCCUCAAGCGGUCAUCUUGAAAACGGUGCUCUGGGGAGGGGGUCUUGGGCUUGCCGUUCUAUGCAGCAAGGUGAUCCAAUGGGGCGUAUCUCUGGCCCGCGUGCCCAAGUGGCGUUUUCGGCGGAUUGUCCCCUCCAAGGACGAGUCCAACUAUGAACGACUCCGGCAGCUUUUGUCUUUUAGAAGACAUCGCUCCGGCUCGACGGCAAGCUACAGGAGUGUCAACUCCAACCAUGAUUAUGCAACAGACGAAGAGGUAGACCGUCUACCAUCCUUACCUCGAAUCGCGAAACAAACAGACAGUCUCAGCGAUACCGAACCCGUGCCUGGCGCUCUCGGGAGGGCCAAUACCCAGGGAGACUCAGAAGAACCAUUGCAGCAGAAUCCAAUACGGAGACACACGCUUCCACUCACGGGACAAGCACCCGCUAAACCUAAAACAACUACGACUAUCAACACCACCCCUUCUGGCCGUCGGAAACGUGCCACUUCUUCCAGUGCCCGGGCCUUCUUCUCACUCACACAGUCACAAGCCACAUUCCGCAAGUGGCUCUACGCCGGCUACGUCUACUUCUGUCUCGCCUUCAUCAUCCUUGUCCCCGUCCGCAUCUACAUCCAGAACUACGCCCUCGCGGGCCACGAACCGAUCGGCUGGGCCCUGGCCUACCUCUUUGGCGAUCUUCCGCAGUUCCGCUUCCAAGUCGUCAAGGCCAACCUCGAGCGCUGGAUCCCCCUCCCACCUUUCCUGCACUCUACACCAGCAACCUGCGACGCCGCAGGCACCACUGACUUCGUUGGCGGCUGGAUCAACCACAUCCGGCUAACCUCCUUCGGCCCGGGCACCACCCGACUGAUCUUAUCCGCCUACUUUGCCACCACCAUCCUCGCCGGCCUCGCCGUCGUCUUCCAGCUCUCCCCCAUCUUCGAAGUCGACACCCGCCGGAAAGUCUUCCACUUCAUGAUGGUCGCCAUGUUCCUACCCGCCGCCUACGUAGACCCGUGCUACAUCGCCUUGGCCCUAGCCCUCAUGCUAGCCAUCUUCCUGGCCCUCGACCUGAUCCGCGCCAGCCAACUACCGCCACUCUCCCGCCCCAUCGCGCGGUUCCUAACACCCUACGUCGACGGCCGCGAUCUCCGCGGGCCCGUCGUAGUCAGCCACAUCUUCCUCCUCAUCGGUUGCGCCAUCCCCCUCUGGCUCAGCCUCGCAUCACUCCCACGCUCAUCACCAUCAUCAUCAUCCGUCCCUUUUGCCGAAGGCGCCACCAAUCCCAAUUCCAAUCCCGACCCCGCUAGUUCCGGUUGGGAACUCCCCGUCCGCGAAAUCGCCAUGGUCUCCGGCGUGAUCUGUGUCGGUCUCGGCGAUGCCGCAGCCUCGCUUGUCGGUCGCCGCUGGGGUCAUCGUAAGUGGCUUUGGGGCGGUGGUAAGAGUCUUGAGGGCAGCGCUGCGUUUGCUGUUGCUGUGUUUGGGGGGUUGAUGGUGGCGGGGGUGUGGUUGCGCGUUGGGGGGUGGGCUGUUAGUAUCGACGACAGCAUCUUUCCUAGCUUGGCAACGGGUGGUGGUGGUGGCACUACUACUGCUCUCCUUGACCCGACGCGACCGCAGUCUGGGAUGGACAGUCUGAUGAGCGUGCUGGACUUGAGGCAGCUGGGGCCGUGGAUGGUCGGGAAAGCACCGCAGGCUGCGGUGUGUGCGACGUUGGCGUCGCUGACGGAGGCUGUUUUGACGGGGGGGAAUGAUAAUGUGGUCGUGCCUGUGGUAUUGUGGGGGUGUGUCAAGAGUUUGGGGAUAUAA
Dichotomopilus funicola is the source of this 2919-nucleotide messenger RNA. RefSeq names its product dolichol kinase sec59. Gene Ontology annotation, cellular component: endoplasmic reticulum membrane. Bases 1 to 2919 code for a protein of 972 amino acids. Gene Ontology annotation, biological process: dolichyl monophosphate biosynthetic process. The transcript is spliced from 2 exons. The record is from RefSeq and is a predicted model, not a curated record. Gene Ontology annotation, molecular function: dolichol kinase activity. Lineage: Eukaryota; Fungi; Ascomycota; Sordariomycetes; Sordariales; Chaetomiaceae.